AUGGUGACUUUGAUGCAGUGUGCUGUGACCAGAGUGGCUGUUUUCACGGCAGUUUCCCGGACGUGGACGCCAAUCCCAGCCGCCGUGGAUAAAGCGUUCACCUUGGUGCUACAGGAGCAGCCGAGCUUUGGUGGCGCCAUGGGAACGCUGUCGAUCUGCAUCUACCAGGGCCCGCAGCUUUUUCUCCAUGCUUCACAGGGCCUCAAGAUCUACAAGCGGAAACCAGACCUGGCCGUGAAGUACUGGGACCUCCAGACAAACCAGUGGUGUAAAAUACAAGUAACAUUAGAUUCUCCGAAUGUGUUCGACAACUGCAUCCAGCUCUGUGAAGCUGCUGUAGGGGUGGAGGUUGUCAACAAAGAGACCGAAAGAGUUCCAGUGGAGGCUGUGGGGCAGACGGUGUUGCCCGUUACCGACACAGAAUUGAAGAAACAUCUCCAUUCUCGUAUGAUUGACCCUGAGUUUGCAUUGUUGGUACGUGGUUUUGUGUAUAGAAGCGCCGAAAUAAGGCCAGAUUACUAA
Pichia membranifaciens NRRL Y-2026 is the source of this 522-nucleotide messenger RNA. RefSeq lists its product as hypothetical. Bases 1 to 522 code for a protein of 173 amino acids. The transcript has a single exon. The record is from RefSeq and is a predicted model, not a curated record. NCBI's taxonomy places the organism in Eukaryota, Fungi, Ascomycota, Pichiomycetes, Pichiales, Pichiaceae.